AUGGCUACAAGUACAAUGGAAAAGUUAGCUGUAGGGCUCCCGAUGGAUUUGGCGGAGACAAAUAAAGAAAAUAAUUUUUCCGAUCAUAGUGAAAAUAAAGAAAGUGAAAAAGUUGAAAAUGAAACUAAUUCAGAUGUUGAGAAUAAACUAAAAGACAUCACUGAUACUUCUACUACUGAUAUUUCUAAAAAAGUGUCGGUUCCCCUUCAGAGAGCUACAAAAAGUGUCCCAUUUGAGAAGGAUGGAAGUGUUUAUGGACCUUCUAAUCAAAUGCCCAUGUCAAAUUAUAAGUCGCAUUAUGCCCAAACUCAUGAUUCAGAAGAACAUUUGACGAAUCCCCACCCUCAAGACAUCGGAAUUGCUAUGAAAUUCUUAUCACCAAAAUAUGACAAGACAUCCAAAGACGCUGUUGAUACAAAUUCAACUUUUAAUGAAAUAGAAUGUCCAGUUGGAACUGUUUCUUGUAAUAACGGGGCUUUGUGUAUAGAUGAACACAAAUGGUGCGAUGGUAAUGUUGAAUGUGACGACGUCAGCGAUGAAUCAAAAUGUGACUGUAGAUCAAGGGUUGAUGAUUCUAGAAUUUGCGAUGGCUAUUUUGAUUGUCCUUUCGGUGAAGAUGAAAUGGGAUGUAAUGGUUGUAAUGACAACACAUUCAGUUGUGAAGAUCUAAAUGUUAACUCAAAGAACACUUGUUUUACCAAGGAGCAACGUUGUGACAACUUUGCGGAUUGUCCAAAUCAGAAAGACGAAAUUGACUGUAGCUUGUUAGCACCGAGCUUACAUAAAAAACCCUUGUUCGCCAUUUCAAAUACGGAAGGGUUUCUGCACAGAAAUUUUAAAGGGAACUGGUAUGCCGUUUGUAGUAAUCCCUAUAUGUGGGCACAUGAUGUGUGUCGUCGGGAAACAGGGCUUAUAAUAAGGCCUCCCUAUAUUCAAGUUGUGCAAAUAGAUCCCUUAAUAAAGGUUAAGUAUAUAAACACAGCGCUGGGAGGAUCAAUACACACUACAAAUACUUGCGGGAACAAUUCCGCAGUGUACGUCACGUGUCCUGAUUUAUUGUGUGGAACCCGAGUGCUAUCUUCCUCAGAAUGCUUAAGACAAAACGCUAAUAUGGAAGACAACCUGUUUGGCCGGAAUAAAAGAUUCCUUUUCCCAGAAUCAUACCCUGGGAUAUAUUACGGUGACCGAAAAAAGAGAUAUACAUUAAACAACGCCUGGCAAUCUCAGCCAUUCCAUUAUUUGCGAAAAGAUUUGCUUAAUGAUGUAAGGAAUAAAAGAUCAGACAGUAGAGUAGUGGGAGGAAAACCUAGUCAACCAGCUGCCUGGCCGUGGGUAGUAGCACUUUAUAGAGAUGGAAUGUUCCAUUGUGGAGGCGUUAUUGUUAACCAAAAUUGGAUAAUGUCUGCAGCACACUGCGUUAACAAAUUUUGGGAACAUUACUAUGAAGUGCAAGUUGGUAUGCUUCGUCGUUUUUCAUUCUCACCUCAAGAGCAGAACCACCGUGUUACUCACGUCAUAGUGAAUCAAAAUUACAAUCAGGAAGAUAUGAAGAAUGACUUAUCCUUAUUGAGAGUGAAGCCGGGCAUUCAGUUUAGUCGCUGGGUACGACCUAUUUGCUUACCUGGACCUGAAGUGGCUGGUACUGACUGGAUGUGGGGACCUCCAGCGGGUACAACUUGUACAGCUGUAGGCUGGGGAGCAACUGUAGAACGUGGCCCGGAUCCGGAUCAUAUGCGUGAGGUAGAAGUUCCUGUAUGGGAGCAUUGUACACAUGAAGAAGAUCAAAGUGGUAGUGAAAUGUGUGCAGGACUUGCUGAGGGUGGAAGAGAUUCAUGUCAAGGAGAUAGCGGAGGACCACUUCUAUGCAAUAAUCCUGCCAAUCCGCAGCAAUGGUAUGUAGCGGGUAUUGUGAGCCAUGGCGAUGGUUGUGCACGAAAAGGUGAACCAGGAGUUUAUACAAGAGUCAGUGUUUUUGUUUCUUGGAUACGAUACCACAUCGCAUCAAAAGCUUUACCAAUAAUUCAGCCUAAACAAGAAUGUCCUGGAUUUAGAUGUGAUUCUGGAAUUUCAAAGUGUUUGCCUAAAAAGAGGAUGUGUGAUAAAAUAAUAGAUUGUUUAGAUGGUGAAGAUGAACUAAAUUGCGAAAUAGUGAGAUCAGCAGAUACUUUUCCAAAUAAUUUAUUUGUCAAUCCAUUUGCUAAAGUCGCAAAUAUAACAAACAACCAAGAAACUAGCAAUAUAAAUGAUAAUCACAAAAAUAACAGUCUUCCGAGUAAUAAUACCAACGUGAAUACGACAUUAAACACAUCUAAUUUAAAUGAAUUUGAAACUACAACACCUUUAACAAAUAAAGAUAUAAUAACGGAUACAAAAGUAUAUGACCAAUCUACUUUGUUUGUAACCACAGAGAAAUCUAUUAUCGAGAAUGGUGAUAAAGUUACAAAUAUUUUACCACUCCCAACUGAAUUAAGUAUAGAACAAAGUUCCCUUUAUGAUGAUAUAAAGCACGCUUCAACAAUAGAAUUGCUACGUCCAGAUUAUUCAGGAGAACCCAUAGAUGACCUAGAUCCAAAUGAAUCAAUUACAUCAGAUUCUAUUAUUACUACGACUACAAGUAAAUAUUUUGAUGACAUAAAUAUAAACAUACAAUCUAGAUAUGCAAUAGAGUCUAUGUCCUCCAUUUUAGAUAACCCUCAAAAAGAAGAGAAAAUAUUUACAAACUUCAAGGUGACAGAGAAAACUUCAACAACACUAUCACCUGGCAUUUCAAGAUUAGAUUCAGAUAUUGACUCUACAACAGUUAUUAUAGAAUCAAGUGAUUUUAAUAUAUCCGACGGAAAUAAUCUCAAUAAUAAUAAAUUCAAUAAUACUAUUGACCAAAAGGAUAACUUAAACUUAACAGAUAAUAAAUAUAAUGAGACUAUUCCAUUGAUAAAGGAUUAUGUACCAACUUACAAUUUAAGCAAUAAUUUUAAUGAAAGUGUGGCUGAACCAGAUAUAGACGACCAAUUAAAUUCAGAAACGAAUCAUGAACAAGAAUAUAUACCAUCUGUUAGGCCGAUGGAUGCUACUAACACUAAUAGCGACAAAGAAGAAGACACGUUAAUAACUGAACUCCAAUCAGCAAAAAAGAAAAAAUAUAUACCAACGCCUAUUGAAUUCCAAUGCAGGCGCAUUUAUCAAAUCGUCCCCCACUCUGCUCGCUGUGAUCAUAAAGCAGACUGUGAAGAUGGUUCAGAUGAACAGGAUUGUACGUGUGUUGACUACCUAACAACUUUUGAUAAUAGACUCUUAUGUGAUGGACACUUCGAUUGUGCCGAUGGACAGGACGAAGUGAAUUGUUAUACAUGUGAAGAGGAUAAGUUUCUAUGUAAACUAAGUGAAAUAUGUCUCGAUUCAAAGUACGUUUGUGACGGAAUACCACAAUGUCCCUCAGGCGAAGACGAAUUAGAUUGCUUUGCUCUUACAAACGGCAAUCAUAUUGAAAGUGAUAUACAUGGCAGACCAGAGGCAAAGUUGGAGGGUUACUUAACUAAGAAGUAUCAAAACAGCUGGCAUAUAGUUUGUGAAGACAAAAUGUCGGUUCCAGAACAAGAAGAAGCUGCUACACGUAUAUGCCGCUAUUUGGGAUUUAGCUCAGCAAAUAAAUAUGUCAUCAAAUAUAUCAAUGUGAAAGAAAAACUUCAUCAUAUGAAAAAUAAAAGGUCAAUACGAAAUAUCGAUUUAAGGAUGCCCGUUCACUUCAGCUAUAGAACAGUUACUGACAACAACGAUUCAACACAAGUAGUCAUAAAAGAGCCUCAAAUAAUAAAAGAGGAAUGUGUUCCUAAUAUAACGAAAACCUGCAUGUCGCUUUAUGUUUUUUGCGACCAUUCCUUAUACACUCAUUUUGAUAGCAUUGAUGAAGAUAACGUCAAUAAUGAAAUAAAGAAAAUGACUGACCAAAUGUGGCCAUGGAUAGCGAAAUUAUAUGUUGACGGAAAAUAUAAAUGCACUGGAGUUUUAGUUGAUUUGUCUUGGGUUCUAGUAAAUCACGUGUGCCUGCCAAAUUCUGAGCUCAGUUAUCACUAUGUGACAGUUAUACUUGGUUCUCACAAAACUCUUAAAUCCACUCUUGGACCUUAUGAGCAAGUGUAUCGAGUUGAUGCAAAGAAACAUUUAUAUCAAAGGAAAAUUAUGCUUCUGCAUCUCAAUGAACGCGCUGUAUACACGUCUAUGGUGAAGCCGAUGGUAGUAACAUCUCUAUAUUCAGAUGAUGCUGAUAAUACGAUAUGCGUAGCAGUUGGUCAGGAUAGAAAUAAUAAAAUGUCAAGCGUUUUCCUUAAAGAAACUGAUAAAUGCAAUUCCCAUAAUCGAUGUUUCGACCUUUUAGUCAAUUCUAGCUAUUGUAACUUUGAAGAUGCAAAAUGGGCCGGCAUAAUAAGUUGUCACAACAAACGUGGAUGGUAUCCCGCAGCGUCGUUUGUAAAAGACAUGGGAAUAUGUAAAAAUACUGAUGGCAUAAAUGGAACGGACAUUGGAAAUUUAAAAAUUGAUAUAAAAUAUUUCGAAGAUAAACCAUUACCUCUUUCCGAUGAGCAUUUGUUUACAAAUUGCGAAGGAGUCCGGUGUCAAAGAGGGCAUUGUGUGGGGUUACAGGACGUAUGUAAUGGGGUCACGAAUUGUGAAGAUUCUUCGGAUGAAUCUAAAGAAGCAUGUAGGAAAAAACAUGAUGUUUGUACACAGAAUCCAUUUUAUCGUGGAUGUGAAUGUCCGGUUGGUCAAUUAAAAUGUCAUAACGGUCAAUGUGUACCCAAAGAAUUGUUCAAGGACGGCCGUAAUGAUUGCGGAGAUGGCACCGAUGAGCCUGGUCAAACAUUAUGUUCAGAUUACUUGAGGAGGGUUAUGCCUUCACGACUCUGUGACGGCAUUCUCCACUGUCAUGAUAGGAGUGAUGAAGAUCCCACAUUCUGCAAAUGUUUCGCAAAAAAAGGCGUACAAGUAAGCGAUAAAUGA
This is a messenger RNA of Danaus chrysippus (African queen), 4995 nucleotides long. The record is from the annotation of a GenBank genome assembly. Lineage: Eukaryota; Metazoa; Arthropoda; Insecta; Lepidoptera; Nymphalidae.